Messenger RNA from Sinocyclocheilus anshuiensis, 2382 nucleotides. Its product is annotated as E3 SUMO-protein ligase RanBP2. The transcript is spliced from 10 exons. The coding region runs from base 1 to 2382 and encodes 793 amino acids. Gene Ontology annotation, biological process: intracellular transport. Gene Ontology annotation, cellular component: cytoplasm; nuclear pore. Gene Ontology annotation, molecular function: GTPase activator activity; zinc ion binding. NCBI's taxonomy places the organism in Eukaryota, Metazoa, Chordata, Actinopteri, Cypriniformes, Cyprinidae. The record is from RefSeq and is a predicted model, not a curated record.
AUGGCAGCUGCAGCUUUAUACGAUCGGGAAUCUCUCAGGUGUUCUGUCUGUCUGGAUGUCUUCAGAAACCCAGUCAUUAUUCCCUGUGGACACAUUUUCUGUAAGGACUGCAUUACAGGUUUGUGGGAUAAAGAUGUGCGCAGAUGUCCUCAGUGCAAACAAACCUUUCCCAACAAACCUGUUGUCACUGACUGGCUGCAGAUGAAGGAGCUUUCUGAGAAACUGAUGAAGAUGAGACCAAAGGAGGAGGAUGAUGAAGAUGCUGAAGAACAUGGAGUCAGCUGUGAUUCCUGCACCUCCAGAAGAACCAAAGCUGUGCAAUCCUGCCUCACCUGUGUCUCCUCAUUCUGCAGAAGUCACCUGGAGAAGCACAAUGAUCUCCACGGAUGGAAGAAACACCUGCUGACCGAAGCCACGGAUCUUCAGAGCAAAACCUGCUCUCUUCAUGAGAAACUGAUGGAUGUCUUCUGUCGCACUGAUCAGAAGUGUGUCUGUCUGCUGUGUGCUAUACAUGAACACAAGAACCACGACAGCGUCUCAGCUUCUGAGGAAAGAGCAGACAGACAGAUGAAGUUAAUGGAAACUCGUGAGAAGUUUCUGCAGAACGUCCGAGACAGAGAGAAGGAUUUCAAAGAGCUAAAGCAGGCAGAGGAGUCCGUCACAUGUUCAGCGCAGACGGCUGUCUCUGAAAGCGAGCGGAUCUUCAGUGAAGUGCUGUGCUCCGUUCAGAAAACAAGCGUGCGCGUGAAAGAGCUGAUCGCAGAGCGACAGAGAGAUGAACUAAGUCGCAUUGAAGGACUUCAGGAGAAAGUCCAGCAGAAGAUCUCUGACCUCAGGAUGAAGGUGUCUGAGCUCGAUCAGUUCCUGACCACUGAAGACCACAUUCACUUUCUGCAGAAUUAUCCAACUGACUGUGAAGAAUCCAUGUGUGAAGAAUUUGAAGAUCUUUACAACAUUUCUGAAAAUCCAAAAGCAUUUUUUUGCAAUGUGGAGCUGCUGCUUUCUGAAAUGCAAGAGCGUUUGAUGCACGUCACCAAAGAGACGGAGAUCAAGAUCAAAUCUGGAGAAGCAAAAGUCCAGAUAAAGUCCUCUCAAGGUUCUGCUCAGCAGGACCAGAAGGAUGUUUUCCGUUUUGGGGAAUCAGUGGCAGAAUUUACCUUCAGUUUUCAGCACGUUCCCCUUAAAUCCACAUCUGUGGAGGCUUCUGGCUCAGAUCAUGAAGAAAAAACAUGUAACCAUGAAGACGAAGAGGACUAUGAGCCGGUCAUACCGUUACCUGAUCUAGUUGAGAUCUCGACUGGAGAGGACAAUGAGCAAGUAGUUUAUAGUCACAAAGCCAAACUAUACCGCUAUGACAAAGAAUCACAGCAGUGGAAGGAAAGAGGCAUAGGUGAGCUUAAAAUACUUCAGAACGAUGAAAGCAGACGUGCAAGACUCGUGAUGAGGAGAGAGCAGGUCCUGAAGUUAUGUGCAAACCACUGGAUUACUCCAAACAUGAAGCUGGAGCCGAUGAAAGCGUCCGAGAAAGCGUGGACAUGGAGCGCUCUUGAUUUUGCCGAUGGAGACGGCAGCGUUCAGACGUUAGCAGCGCGGUUUAAACUGCAGGAGACGGCAGACGCUUUCAAGAAAUGCUUUGAAGAAGCAGUGGCCACUUCAUUCACUGGAGCAGAAAGAGAAGAGAAGAGCACUCCAGAGCAGAGUGAUGCUGAUGCUGAGAUCGUGUUUGAGCGAAAGCCCACAGUAGAACAAGCCAAACUGGCAGCCAGACUGAUGCUUCCUCACACGUUCUUCUGUUACAGAAACGAGCCGGGAUACGCAAGUGAUGAGGAUGAUGAUGAUGAAGAUUUUGAAGUGGCUGUCAGAUCUCUGAAAGGAAAGUUGUAUCCUGAUGCAGUCGAUGGUCAUGAUGCUGGAGCUGCAACAGAGACACAAAAUCACGAAGAGGAAGAGAGCAAUGAUGAUGAUGAUGAUGAUGAAGAGGUGGAACUUCCAUCGGUUGAGGAGAAUGAAGAGGAGAUUUUGUUCAACGAAUGGACCAAACUUUUCCUCUGGGACUGUGAUAUUAACAAGUGGAAAUCCUGUGGUGCAGGAGACAUUAAGAUGCUUUUCCAUCCCGUGAAGAAGCGCUACCGUGUGUUCAUGUGUCAAGAGGGGGAUAAAAAGGUGCUUGUCAACCACUGCAUUACCAGAACCACUCACCCUAAACCUAUGAGCAAUGCAAACGCACUGUCCUGGACAGCAGAAGACUACUCAGAUGGAGAUGCUGUAGUUCAGCAGUUUGCUGCCAAGUUUAAGACUCCGGAUCUGGCAGAUUCCUUCUCAAAAACCUUAACAGACUGUCAGUGUCGCAUGUCAGAGUUCAUGCAGCGAUCUGAAAAGUAA